UAUAGGGUCUCACUUUCCACUUGACUAUACGGCAGAAUUUUCAAAAGGAAGAGUAAAGCUUAAAAUUCACAGAGUGCAACUAAUCGGAAACUAAUUAUACGGAUGCGUGAUUUUCGCUGAAUCAUUGAGUGCCACUUGUUCAGAAUCUUUCAAAACCAAAAAUUAGCUAUUUAAUAAGCGUUGAUGAAUCGCUUAGAAUUUAUAACAAUUUAGCAACCUACUAAGGUCAAUGGCAAUAUACUUGACUCGUGUUAAGUAAUCGCAGUGAAUAACUUUAAUUGCCUAUGCUGUUUUCUACUCGAGUUGAACCGGUUGCUUGUGUUAACAGCGAUUUCGGAUGGUCGCUUUGGUAGCGAUAAGGAUAAGAACGCAUUCGAAAUUCAUUCGUUCAACAGUUCAGUCUUUAAGGGGUCGUCUACCCAGUCGCUUGCUUUUGCCUUAAACUCCACGCUUCGCUUCACAACAUCAGCUCGAAAUGAAAGUCGAAUGGGCGCCGGCAAAUGUGCCGCCCAAGCGUCGCUUGGAGACCUUCAUCACUGGCCUUUUUACUUUGUUUUUCUUCACGCUACCUCUGACGUCACUUCUGUUAUUGGCUUCACUUCUGUUCUAUGGUGGAUUUGUGCUACGCACUCUUCUGGUGAUCUAUACGGCUUACAUAUAUGUUGAUCACAAGCGGAAUUACUCAGCUAUGGACACCAAUGGCUGGAUGAUAAAUCGCUCGAAUUUCAUAUAUCGCAUUUAUCGUAAUUAUUUUCCCGUGACAUUAGUGAAGACUGCCGAUUUGCCGGCCAAUAAAAACUAUAUACUAGCCAGCUUUCCACAUGGAAUUCUUGGAACGGGCAUUUGCAUCAAUAUGGGCCUCGACAUUAGCCAUUGGCUGAGGCUCUUUCCCCAAGUGCGUCCUAAGGUGGGCACACUCGAUCAGCAUUUUGUGAUACCCUUUCUCAGGGAUUUGCUGCGCGGGUGGGGAUUGAUUUCGGUCUCCAAGGAAUCCUUGACGUACUACCUCACCAAGCCCAAUGAUCCCAAGCAUCCGAACAAUCGUGAUGGAUUUACAUCCAAUGCAGUGGCCAUUUUGGUGGGCGGCGCUCAGGAGGCACUCGAUUCGCAUCCCGGCAAAUACAUUCUCACCCUGAAGAAUCGCAAGGGCUUUGUGAAGAUGGCCAUACGCACGGGUUCGUCCAUUGUGCCAACGAUCUCGUUUGGAGAAGUCGACAUCUUUGAUCAGGUGGACAAUCCGCCAGAUUCGACGCUGCGUCGCAUACAGACGAUUGUCAAGAAGCUGACGGGCAUCUCACCGCUGAUACCCGUGGGACGAGGCUUCUUCAACUAUACUUUUGGCUUCUUACCCUAUCGGCGACCCAUUGUCCAAGUUGUUGGAGCGCCAAUUGAUGUCAUACGCAAUGCGCAGCCGGACCCAGCUUAUGUGGAUGAGAUCCAUGGCAAGGUAAUGGAGGCACUGGAGCAAAUGUUCGAUCAGUAUAAGGAUAAAUAUAUGCCCAAUUCAACAAAGACGAAGCUGGUCAUACACUAAAUACACACACACUAACUGUUCGAGACUGGCAGCUCUCCUAUUAGAGCGUCGUAUUUGACAUUUUAAAAUCAAAGACGUAAGGUCACACUUAGGCGCAUUUGAACUGAAAAGUGCUGAUAAUAUAAAUAAAUAAUAAUAAUAAUGUUGAAAUAAGCACCAAUACGCACAAAUUAUAAUAUUCGCAGUCUUUUGAAAGUUCAAAAGUGAUUAAAAAUGAAUUAAAAUCUAGACGAAAUGUUUUAUAAGCAUUUGCUAGUUAUUUGUACACAAUAAAGAGGGUUAGUUGGUUAAUUUUAACGAAAGCGUAUGUUCUUUUAUUAUUAUUAUUAAUAUUAUUAUUAAUUUACCAAUUAAAUUUAUUACUUCGUACAUAAAUAUUAUAUACAAAAAGAAAAGUAGGAUUCGAAUUUCAUAUUGGAAAACUUAACUAAAUGUUGCUUUUGUGUUUGUGCCAUGAUCUUUAAUCCCAUUUUUUCCAUUUAAUUUUUAACUUUUCGUUUGUAUAUACUAUAUAGAAUUUUGGUUUAACAACUAUAUAUAAGGAAUUUUAAAAAUACAAUAUUAUUCUACA
Molecule: messenger RNA, 2105 nt
Organism: Drosophila grimshawi
Lineage: Eukaryota; Metazoa; Arthropoda; Insecta; Diptera; Drosophilidae
Product: 2-acylglycerol O-acyltransferase 2-A
Exons: 7
Coding region: 476-1534 (352 amino acids)
Biological process (GO): triglyceride biosynthetic process
Cellular component (GO): endoplasmic reticulum membrane
Molecular function (GO): diacylglycerol O-acyltransferase activity
Source: RefSeq, a predicted model, not a curated record